Molecule: messenger RNA, 1239 nt
Organism: Corticium candelabrum
Lineage: Eukaryota; Metazoa; Porifera; Homoscleromorpha; Homosclerophorida; Plakinidae
Exons: 1
Coding region: 1-1239 (412 amino acids)
Source: RefSeq, a predicted model, not a curated record
AUGCGGGGAGCUUCUGCCUCAGUCUUUUCUGACCAUAGAUUGGUGCGUAGUAAGCUUUCACUUUCUGUCAAGAAAACUGUUUCUCACCAGUCUUGCCAGAGAUUUAGAAAAUUGAAUGUCAGUCAGCUAAAUGAUCCCUCUACCAGUCUUCGGCUGAAAAACGAACUCACCACAAAGCUGCAAGAAUUGUAUAUUCCAUCUUAUGAUUCAGCCAGCAACCUGGAUGCAUUAUGGUCAAGUUUACACUCAGUUGUUCACAACGGUUCUUAUGAACUACUUGGCAAGCCUAAUAGGAAGCACCAGGAUUGGUUUGAUCAAAAUGACACUGUCAUCAGCCAUCUCCUUGAUGAUAUGCAUCGCUUGCAUCAUGUCUGGUUAUCAGAUAAACGCAAUCAAAGCACUGCUGAUGCCUACCAUCAUGCAAGAAAAGCAGCAAGAGCUAGGCUCUCUGUGAUGAAGAACAAAUGGUGGUUACAGAAGGCAGAACAGCUUCAGUUAGCUGCUGACCAGCAUAACUCUAGUGGCUUCUAUCAAGGCCUAAAAGAGGUGUUUGUGCCAAGUGUAAAGACAAUCGCACCUCUGCAAUCUGUUGACAACUCCAGGCUUCUCUAUGGACGACGAGAAAUUUUGACUCGUUGGGGUCAGCAUUUUGCAAGCAUCUUGAAUCAUCCAACAUUUAUUUCACAAGAAGCUAUUGACAGCAUUGAUGAACAGCCUGAUCUAGUUGUAGCUUGUGAACCACCAUCUAACAAUGAGAUAAAUAAAGCUAUCAGGAAAAUGUCAAGGAAUAGAUCUCCUGGUGCUGAUGGCCUACCUGCUGAAAUUUUUCAACAUGGAGGAGAACUGCUGUUGUUCAAACUAGGUGAUUUCAUUCGUCUAUGCUGGGAACUCGAAGAUGUAACCCAGAACUUUAAAGAUGCCAACAUAAUCCAUCUAUACAAGAAAAAAGGUAGUCAAUCUGACUGCAACAAUCACAGUGGGAUCUCUUUGUUGUCUGUUGCUGGCCAAAUUAUGGCCAGAGUUCUUCUUGAUCGUCUUGUCUCAAACUUUUCAGAGAGUAUCCUUCCUGAAAGCCAAUGUGGUUUUCGUUCUGGUCGUGGUACGUCCGACAUGAUCUUUUCAGCCAGGCAGCUUCAAGAAAAGUGUCGUGAACAGCACAUGGAUCUAUUUAUGGUCUUUAUUGACUUGGUCAAAGCGUUUGACUCGGUUAAUAGAACUGGCUUAUGGAAAGUCCUUUGA